Messenger RNA from Biomphalaria glabrata, 3628 nucleotides. RefSeq lists its product as uncharacterized. NCBI's taxonomy places the organism in Eukaryota, Metazoa, Mollusca, Gastropoda, Planorbidae. The transcript has 4 exons. The coding region runs from base 978 to 3011 and encodes 677 amino acids. The record is from RefSeq and is a predicted model, not a curated record.
GUGACAGAGGCAACACACAAGUAACUGCAAGCAAGCAAACGAAUGCCUCCAUUUGACGACCCUAAGGAAACUUCAGAACUAGAUUCUGCUAUUUUAAUGUCAUAGUGUGGAUGUGGAUGUACUGGUUUGUGUUUUUUUUUUAUCGGUUACUCCCUCAAGGUUUUCUAAUUUUAGUCUCUCUCAUUGACACAUAGGAUUUUGAUUUGGCGAUAGCAGUCAAAUGACAAACGUGUACAAACAACGGUCAAAAGGUUUUUCGACGCAAGUUUGUUUAAAAAUACAAAUUAAGUCCCUUGUAUAUCUAGCUGUUUACAUCGUUAGAUCAGAAAGUUCUAUUGCUUUCUGAAAACGAAACUAACCACCGCCUAAGUAUAUUCUCUGGUUUCCGGACUGAUCGUUGGUCAAACAAAUGACGUGCUGUUCUGACAGGUUGCUUUUGAGUGCAAUGUCCACAAAGUUUUGGGAUGUGUUGAUUCUUUCAGGGAUUUAGAAGUCUUCUGUUCACUUCCGUGUAACUAGGGCAGUGAUUUAUCCACAGUGCACGAUGAACUCUGGUGUUUAUUAAAGAGAAGCCUGGCCGUCAUGUUUUUCUCUGGGGACCCGAGCAACUCCUUAAGUCUUCCAAAGUUUGUCUAGAAACACACACGAGUGUUGGACCCACUGGCAGAACUGAGUUGCUAAUUUUUUGGCAGAUUAAUAGCUUAGUUAUGGUGAUCAGAAAGGAACGAGUGAAACUGAAUGCUAUCUGGCAAGCGGUCGAGUGUUUCCAUUGUUACAGUGCAUAGUAUCUAUGGGACUCGGUUGAGACCAGGCUUUUAUAGUCUCUCCACUGAUAAGCCGAAUGACAGGUUAGAUAUAGACAAUUAGGCAACAAUGAUUCUGGAAUAUUGUACGUCUGUCCAAUAAGCUCCACCCUCGGCUCCGCCUACAAUCUCACAAAAAAUUUGUUUAUUUGAAGAGUGAGUGACGUUCUUAGAAUGCAGACGAGAAGAAAAAAGUACAGCGUUAUAAAUAGGCCGGGUGGUGCCCUUACUCCAUAUGGGCCCCAUCCUGCGGAGGAAUCGCCGUUUGGGAACCUUCCAGUUCCUGUCAUCAGUGGUCGCAGAUCUGUCGUAGCCAGUGGACCUAGUACAGCUAGAGACGGGCCUUCUAUAGCAGACGGAGCUAACAGUGGCGCUGUUUCUUUGUUGGUGCCACAGCAACCUGGGACAUCCACGAUGCAGUUGGAGCCCAGACUACAGAAAAAUUCAGUGUUUUCUAUGUACCAAGACCCGCAGAUUGCUGGGGACAAAAUUGAAAUGAGACUCAUGGUACUUGAUGAGAGCGAGAGAAGCCAACUCAUGCAUAAGUUAGUCAGUCUCUUCCAGCAGAAGGUUCAUCUAUGUUUUGAUGACUAUAAACCAGAUCUGACCUUGACCUACUUGAAAAUAAUCACCUCACUUUCUGCAUUAAAGCCGAAAUUGAAAGCUCGACACUUGUCUAGUGAAACCAAACCAUUGGUGGAUCCUUUCGCUGAGCUGGACGUGGAAGAGGCACUGCAGAGAGAGCUUCCCAGAUUUACAAUAUCUCGUCUGCGUGGAACAGUUCAGCAGCUACUGCGUCAUGCAUCGUUACGCCAAGAUGGAAGCCUUUAUUUUGCAGGAAGCUCGGAAGCUAGCAUGGCUAGCAAAAGUGUGGAGUAUUUCUCUUGGUUUUUCGAAUUCAUGGAUUAUCUGAAUGAAUUGUUCGUGAACUUUGAGGAGAAGAUUUUCACGCCACUUUGCAAAUACUUUUUAGACAGCGAGUGGCAUGGUGGAAACAAAAGAUCCAAUACAAUGUCUUCGGCGUUCUCGAAAUUGAGUCAGUUCUCCGGAAGUGACAACCAAGGCGUGGUUGAAGGAGAGCACGAGAAUGACGAAGAGGAUGACAGCCUCGCACAAAUGAGGCGUCAGAGGGCUCAGGCAAAGGCAGCACUGCUGCAGCUAAGUAAAGAAUACAGAGAGAUUAAAUCUCUCUAUGAUACCUCGGAAAUAGAUAAAGUGGCACAUAGGCUGCACUGUGUUAAAGAUCAGCUGGACCUUCUGCUGCAGGAAGAGGAUGAAGUCGACCCUGAUCUGUACAGCGAGGAAAGUAAGAGAAUGGUGGAGCAUCUUGAAAUGGAUUUCACAACAGAAAACUUGAUGAGACUUGUGCCAGACAUUCUGGUCAAGCUCCGUAAAGCGGCCUGGCUCGCCAGAAAGUGGUUGGAGCUCGAUGAUAGAAGGACCAAAGACGUCACAGCAAAAAUGGCUAAGCUGGCAGACAUUGAAGACAGAUUAAUGAAGAGGUUAGAUAUGCUGAAAAGCGACAUUUCCAUGGGUGAAAGAAAGCUGGAGAAGGAGACGAAUGAACUGAAUCAAUUAAUGGAAAAAGAGAACCGCUCUGAAAUGCUCAAGUUUAAGACGUACAACUUGGACGCUCACAUUGAGAAGCUCCAAAAGAAAAUUCAGAAUUUAAACAAAGAACGAGAGCAGUUUGCAUCUCAGUUGUCUGAGAUCGUCAAGACAAAAAACCUGCAAGAGUUUCACAAACUGAAAUACAGAUUUGAAGCCAACAAACUUAAACGUUUUGUGACGGAAAGGAAACUCGCGACGGCAAGUUAUCAAAAACAGAUUUUGUCUGACGACAUUAACCUUGAGCUUUACGUUCGACCCAGCGUGAUUCACCGCAGCAACAGACUUCAAGAUGACUGCGAAAAGUUGGAGAAACAACUUCGCGAACAAAGGGAAGAGCUUGUCAGCAUCAAGCACGCCCUGAUUCCGGUCCAGGAGGACAAAGCGAUGAUCAUGAACAAACUAAACAGGCAGCGCCUAGCUCACCCAGCAUGGGACAACGCUUCUCAGAACAGGUCAGGGACCACGGCCUUGCAGCCUGGACACGCUUUGUACAUAAGAAGUCUUCCAAAUGGGAGGGUCAGUCCCGGCUAUCACCAAACUUUACUUCGCAGACUUUCAGUUGGAGAUAAUCGCCUAGUUAGCCCUCCAGCAUGGUGAUCAUUACAUCAAGCUGAACCUUAGUGGUGUUUUAUAUGUAUCUAAACCAAAAGAAAACAGUAUAUAUUUGUUCUUUCUAAGUUUAUUGGUCACAUGACGAUAUCAUCAAAUCACGAUUAUAUCCGAUCAAAUCUUUUAAGAACGCUAAACUAGUAACUGAUGUGUACAUUGGACAUAUGACCAACGAUAUCAUAACUAUUAAAUAACAUAGACUUCUUUAAAUCUAAAUUUAAUACAUUUCAUGUAUUAGUUGAAUAACUUUAUGAAAAGGAGCAGUCUCUAUUCCUCACUUCAAACGCUAUCUCAUUUGUGGAUAACAAACAAUUUUUUUUUGGAAAUAUCUAAUGCAAAAGGGAUAUGUAGCUCAAUAUAGCAGUGUACCCAUGAUUCUCUGCCCUAGUACUAUGUGAUAUGGGUAACAAAUGUAUACAAAUAAUAUUGCUUUGUAAAACGUAUAUUAUAUAAUGGAUUUUAAAAAAUGUUUCUACUGUGAUAUAAUUUAUGACAAUAUUUGUAAAAUUCUAUGAAUGUUUUAUUUUCUAAACACUAUAUUGAACAAUUGUUUCUUAGUUCACUGUAACACAAGAUAUCUUCUAGAAUUACAUGGACAUGUUUGA